AUGCUGAUUGGUGAGGUAUACGAAUGUUUCAUUUGGGAGGUUGAGAGCUAUAUGUGGCGGGACAUCGGUUUUGAUAAGGACACAUGGAAUAACGUUUCUGAAGCCGAAAUGGUUGGCAUGUUCCAAUAUCUUUCAAGGUGGUUUGAUUUUGGAGCGAUUACAAAUGAUCGCAUCGCUCCAACUUAUUGGGUGAAACUGAACAAUUGGAUAUGUGCGUGGUAUAGAGGCCACAAAAAUAUUGCAAAAAACCAUUUGACUUGUUUUGUAGGGGAUGUGGAGGCAGCAAAAGCUCAAGCCCCUACGGGUAUGGAUAUGCAGCAUUGA
Molecule: messenger RNA, 324 nt
Organism: Lactuca saligna
Lineage: Eukaryota; Viridiplantae; Streptophyta; Magnoliopsida; Asterales; Asteraceae
Source: the annotation of a GenBank genome assembly